AUGUCGGUUGUUCUGUCCCGGGCGAUUACCCUAACAGCAGGCACAUUGUAUCCUGCCUACAGAAGCUACAAGGCCAUUCGGACGAAAGAUGUACGAGAAUACGUUAAGUGGAUGAUGUACUGGAUUGUUUUUGCGAUGUACACGUUGGUAGAAGCGCUAGCAGAUAUUUUCAUCUCCUUCUGGUUUCCCUUCUACUAUCAACUCAAAAUCGUUUUUGUGUUAUGGUUACUCAGUCCGUGGACGAAGGGUGCAUCCAUUUUAUACCGAAAGUGGAUUCAUCCUCCGCUUUCCAAGCAUGAACAAGAUAUCGAUGCUUUGCUGGAGCAAGCAAAGUCGGAGAGCUAUAACCAACUUGUUCGAUUGGGAAGUCGUAGCUUAUUGUGUGCUCGUGAUAUCGUAGCCGAAGCUGCUCUACGUGGUCAAGCUCAGUUGGUAAAUCAGCUGCAGAGGUCGUACAGUGCUGGUGACGUUAAUCGCGAUCGUGAGAAUGAACCUCGGAAGCGUAUCCAGGUUGAAGGAAUACAGGAGAUUGACGACGAAGACGCUGAGCACGAGAGGUCGAUGGGCCAGCGUUAUGAAUCAGGCGAUGAGGAGCCACAUCGUCGCCGUAAGAAUCGUUCACGUUCUGGAUCAAGAUCACGUACGUUAGAAGGAGGAGAGAACACAUACAACACGAUGCCUCGGAGUCAACGCCGACAUAUGUGA
Molecule: messenger RNA, 705 nt
Organism: Ostertagia ostertagi
Lineage: Eukaryota; Metazoa; Nematoda; Chromadorea; Rhabditida; Trichostrongylidae
Source: the annotation of a GenBank genome assembly